Messenger RNA from Solenopsis invicta (red fire ant), 3441 nucleotides. RefSeq lists its product as uncharacterized. The transcript has a single exon. Gene Ontology annotation, molecular function: aspartic-type endopeptidase activity. Gene Ontology annotation, biological process: proteolysis. The record is from RefSeq and is a predicted model, not a curated record. NCBI's taxonomy places the organism in Eukaryota, Metazoa, Arthropoda, Insecta, Hymenoptera, Formicidae. Bases 1 to 3441 code for a protein of 1146 amino acids.
AUGAGUCACCCUGUGGAAGAUCUCGUGCAAGCACAGCACAACUUGUUCGGGUUGCUUUCGCGAUCGUAUGAGAAUAUGAAGAAAGCAGGAGAAGCUAAUAUCACACUCGGACUAUUGGAAGCCCGCCUCCAGACGUUGGAAGGUUAUUGGAGUAAGUUCGUGACACGUCAUGAGCAGUUGCUCAUGGAGUACGGGGACGACCUUGAGGGGCACGAGUAUGUGACAGACGACUUGAUGCUCAAGGCGGACAUUUCUUAUCACACGCAGAAGGGCAAGUAUCUGGACGACAUGCGCGCGAUAACUAGUCCGGGCAAAGCGGCGGUCGCCGCGCCCGAUGCUGCCGUCGCAGCAGCCGCUCCCGCUGUCGCGGUGGCGGCUCCCGUCGCUACGAAGUUGCCUCGCAUUUCCAUACCUCAGUUUUCCGGACGGUAUGAAGACUGGCCAGCCUUUCGCGACCUCUUCAUUUCUCUAGUAGUCCGAAACCUGUCCGCCUCGUCGGUGGAGAAGCUGCACUAUUUCAAAACGAGUUUGAAGGGGGAAGCGGAACAGGUGACUCGACAACUGCCAACAACGGACGCUAACUUUGAGCGUACCUGGCGUGCCCUGGUCGAUCACUAUGAGAACAGGAGGCUCCUGGUGCGGUUCUACAUCUCCAGGCUGCUAUCACUGACUAAGAUGAAAGGUGAGUCUGCUGCCGAGUUACGCAAAAUCUAUCAUUGCGUGCAGACUACCUUAGGCUCAUUGGAGGGGGUCGGUCGACCCUUGGCGCGGAGUGACGAUCUUUGCGUGCAACUAAUCACGGAACUUCUUGACACGGUGUCGCGGCGCGAGUGGGAGACGCAGCUCAGCCGGACGACGGAACCGCCGUCUCUCGAUGAGUUGCUUGUUUUCGUUAAUCAACGGAUGCGUACCCUCGAGUCUCUUGCACCCGCGAAGAGCGAAACGAACGCUUCCAAGGGCAGUUCGAGUUCUACCCGGUCGAGGACCGCGUUGCAGGUCCGUAAGCAGGACAGUCAGCGAGGCCGCUGCUUCCUAUGCAAUGGUGAACAUUACGUGCGGCAAUGCGAGAAGUAUCUCGGGAAAUCGGUGGCAGAGCGCAGGCAGUACGUGGAGGCGAAUAAUUUGUGCGUGAAUUGCCUCGGGAGGCAUAAGUUAUCCGAAUGCCCGUCGCGGAAAACAUGCUUAUCGUGCAGCGAGCGUCACCACUCGACGUUGCAUGACGCCUUCGUCGCCGUCGCUGCGGUCACGGUUCACGCCACAACACCGAGACCAGCUGCUGCUGUCGCCACGCUUGUGAUGACCGCGCGCGUCCGCGUAACCGACCGACACGGUGUCAAUCACUUCGCGCGGGCUCUGAUCGAUCCUGGGGCUGAGUCCUCGCUGGUGACGGAGUCAUUGGCGCAGCGACUCCGGCUGCCCCGUUCGCACACUUCUGUGGCGGUAUUCGGGGUCGGUGGUGUCCAGACGGGUGUUGCCCGCGGCCGAGUUGACUUGCGCGUCUCGCCUCGCCGGGAGGGCUCUCCGAUUGUUGUGUCGGCACUGAUCUUCCCUCGCUUGCCGCUCUACGAGAGCGAUAUGCAGGCCGACAGUACGGGGUGGCCUCAUCUCGCUGGCCUGGCUCUCGCUGACCCGGACUUUCUGAGGGCGGACCCGGUGGACAUCCUCUUGAGCGCGAACGUGUACGCCGCCAUCCUCCAGACCGGGCUGCGGAAGGGCGGGCCUGGCCAACCUGCGGCGCAGCGGACAUCAUUUGGCUGGCUUCUCGUGGGGCCCGUCGGCACGGCGGAGACUCCUCCGCGUGCUCUGACCUUGCAGUGCCGUGUUGAGGACGACCUCGCUUCUUUGGUGAGAGGAUUCUGGCAGCAGGAGGAGCUGCCUGUGGGACCCGCACCUCUCACUCCGCUCGACCAGGAGUGUGAGGACCUGUUCCGUCGCACGCAUCGCCGUCAAGACGACGGCCGUUACAUCGUGCGCCUCCCGGUGAUUAACCCGCUGCCUGACUUGACUGCUACGAAGCGCGCUGCCUUGUGCGCUUUUACGGGGACGGAGAAGAGGUUCGCUCGAGAUGACCGACUGCGCGAGCUGUACCUCGACUUCAUGCGAACGUAUGAGGAGUUCGGACACAUGGUUCGCUCGGACGCUGCAACGGGAGCCAGAGUGAGCUAUUUACCUCAUCAUGGCGUACUGCGUGAGGCCAGCUCGACCACUAAGCUGCGCGUGGUAUUCAACGGCUCUGCAGCUGGCUCCUGCGGAGAGUCGCUGAAUCGGAGCCUCCUGGUGGGUUUGAAUCUGUUACCUCCGCUCGCUGACGUCUUGCUGCGCUGGCGAUUGCAUCGCUACGUCCUGGCCACGGACGUAGAGAAGAUGUAUCGCCAGAUUCUGGUCCACCCUGAGGACCGGGACCUCCAGCGCAUCCUUUGGCGGUCUAGCGCCCGGGAUGAAGUAGCGGAGUUCCACCUGAACACCGUGACAUACGGCUUAGCGUGUGCGCCGUUCCUGGCCAUGAGCACUCUCCGCCAGCUGGCCGACGAUGAAGCGGACAACUACCCGCUGGCGGCUCAAGCUCUCUGUCGGGACGUCUACAUGGAUGACGUCUUAACAGGUGCCUCGAGUCUGGAGGAGGCGUUUGAGCUACGCCGACAGUUGACCGACCUGUGCAUGGCGGGCGGCUUCCCCCUGCGCAGGUGGUCGACCAACGAGACGCGAAUCUUGCAAGACGUUCCAGCGGAACACCGCAUGCAGCAGGCGCUGCGAGACUGGGGACCGCACGAGACACACGGUACCUUGGGCUUGCGGUGGCAUCCCGCUACUGACGAAUUUUCAUUCACCAUCCCUGCUAUCUCUUUGACCGAGGUGACAAAGAGAUCGGUACUGUCCUUUACUGCUCGACUGUUUGAUCCUCUAGGUUGGCUGGCUCCGGCAGUGAUGCGAGCCAAGAUCGCCUUCCAGUCGACUUGGCUGAUGGGUCUCGACUGGGACGAUCCUCUCGACGAGGGGGCGGGACAGCUGUGGCGCGAGUACGAGGCUGCUCUUCCCCGUCUGCGGGAUGUACGAAUUCCGCGACGAUUGGACGCCGGUUUGUUGAGCGGUGACAUGGAGCUCCAUGGCUUUGCCGACGCCUCUGAACGCGCCUAUGCUGCUGUCACCUACUUGCGGACGGGCUCUGGUGCGACCUGGAGGACCUGCCUUAUCGCGGCCAGGACAAAGGUCGCGCCCUUGAAACUUGUGACUCUGCCAAGGUUGGAGUUGUGCGCUGCUACACUUCUUGCAAGACUGGCGGCGCAUGUCCGAGCUACGCUCGGUCUUGACCGGACGGCGAUGCAUUUGUGGUUGGACUCUACGGUCACUCUGGGCUGGGUACGCGGCCACCCGACUCGGUGGAAGACCUUUGUAGCGAACCGCGUUGCUGAGAUUCAGACCAGGGUCCCUGACGCUCAGUGA